UAUGAAUAGUAGUCAUAGAAUGCAAUUUUUUGGAGGUGGUCAGUUAGUAAGGAAAAUCAACUUUUUUCUUCUUGUUGUUUUUAAUUCAGGAUUGUUUUAGCAAAAGAACAAAAAUCUCUGAAGUCUAGCUAUAAAUCCAUUUCCAUCAUAAAAAUAUUUACUACUGUUCAAAGCUAGCUUUUUCUCCAUCAUUUUAUCAUACAGUUACCGUUUAACUAGAGUUAUGUUGUGAAUCUACCACAAAACUUUGAAAGUUUGUGUGAGAUGUGAAAGAAAUUAAAAGCAUUCUGAAAAAGAGAGAGAGAGACAAAAUAUAUGUGGCAAACUAGAAUGUGAAGGACAAUUAUCAACUUAAAAGGAUCUUUGUGGGGAAAAAGUCAGCUCCAAAAUUAUUUUAUCAAUUAAAAUAUCAACAAAAUGAUGCCAAAUAUAACCAUCAUCAUGGAUUUCUUGCUUAUGGGAUUUUCUGAUCAGCGGGAGUUCCAGUUUUUGCACUUUGUGGUCUUCCUCCUGAUGUAUCUGGCCAUCCUGAUAGGAAAUCUUCUCCUCAUCAUUUUGGUAGUAGUGAACAACCAUCUUCAGAAACCAAUGUACUUCUUUCUGGUCAAUUUAGCAACUGUUGAUCUGGGAUCUACCUCUAUCACCAUUCCCAGAUCAAUGGCCAGUGCCCUCAUGAAUACAGGAAUGAUAUCCUAUUCUGAAUGUGCAGUGCAAAUGUUUUUCUUUGUUUUCUUCCUGUCUUCAGACCUUUUCCUUCUCACUGCUAUGGCUUAUGACAGAUAUGUGGCUAUCUGUCAUCCUUUACAUUAUGUGUCUGUGAUGAAAUGGGGAAGCUGCUUCCAGAUGGCAGGGGCUGCAUGGAUGCUCGGUUUUCUUAAUGCUGCCAUGCAUGCAGGAAUCCUUUUUUCGUUGCCUUUCUGUUCCAAAGUCAUCCAUCAGUUCUUCUGUGAAAUCCCACAUCUCAUGAAGAGUUCCUGCUUCGAUCCCAAAUUCAGUGAAAUCAGGGUUCUUCUCUUUAGUGCUUUGCUUGGUGUUGUUUCUUUUAUUUUAAUUGUCAUGUCCUAUGUAAAAAUCUUUAAGACCAUAUUGAGCAUGUCUUCAGUGGCCAGUAGACAAAAGGCCUUCUCUACUUGCAUCCCCCAUCUCCUUGUUGUCUGCUUAUUAACUGGUACAGCUUUAUUUUCUCAUUUCGUACCAAAUUCUGAGUCUUCUUACAAUUGGGAUGCAGUCCUUGCAGUGAUCUACUCUGUGAUCCCUCCAAUGAUGAACCCUGUAAUCUAUAGCAUGAGGAAUAAAGAUAUCAAAGAUGCUUUAUGGAAGUUGUUUAACCAAAGGAUUACAAAUCAAAAUACAAAACUCUGCUAAGAACAACUAAACCAGGCAUGUCAAACUCGUAACAUCAUGUGAUGUCGCGUGAAAUAUCGUGACUUUCCCCCCCAUUGCCAGCAAAGGGGUGGGCACGGUUUUGGUGGGACGCAUCUGGCCCGUGGGCUGGCAGUUUGACAUGCCUAAACUAAACAGUUUUUGCUUAAGAAUUCAAAAGUCCCAUAAAUUUUGUUAUUUUGAAGACUAAUAUCUUUAUGCCUUGUGAAUUACAAUUUACUUAUUUGGAUGCAUAGGAACAGUUCAGAAAAUCGCACAUACACUUAUAUUAAAUGAAUGAUUUUCUUUUAUGUGUCUCUGAAAGAACACAACUGGAGUAUUCUCAUAUUCAUAGUUAUUGUAAGAUGGAGGUGGUGGCCAAAGCAUUAUUUCAGCUUUGGCCAUUUGCAAUUUUAUUUGGAGUAGGAAGACCUGACAGGAUAAAUUAUUGAAAUAUGCUAUACAUUGGCAUAUCUUUGAACAGUACUUGAAAACUGCAGUUUAGAAUAGCACAGCACAGCACAGCACAGAACAGAACAGAAUAACAGAAUUGGAAGGCACCUUGGAUGUCUUCUAAUCCAAUCUCCUGCUUUGGCAGGACAUUUUGUACCAUUUCAUACAAAUGGCUGUCCAAUCUCUUCUUAAAAACUUCCACUGUUGGAGCACUCACAGCUUCUGGAGGAAAAGUUGUUCCACUGGUUAAUUAUUCUAACUGUCAGGAAGUUUCUUAUUAAUUCUAAGUAGCUUCUCUUUUAGAUUAGUUUCCAUCUAUUGCUUCUUAUCCUGCCUUCAGGUGAUUUGGAGAAUAGCUUGACUCCCUCUUCUUUGUGGCAACCCCUGAGAUAUUGGAACACUG
Messenger RNA from Crotalus tigris (Tiger rattlesnake), 2218 nucleotides. RefSeq names its product olfactory receptor 14I1-like. The coding region runs from base 418 to 1365 and encodes 315 amino acids. Gene Ontology annotation, molecular function: G protein-coupled receptor activity; olfactory receptor activity. The transcript is spliced from 2 exons. Gene Ontology annotation, biological process: G protein-coupled receptor signaling pathway. Lineage: Eukaryota; Metazoa; Chordata; Lepidosauria; Squamata; Viperidae. Gene Ontology annotation, cellular component: membrane. The record is from RefSeq and is a predicted model, not a curated record.